Messenger RNA from Coregonus sp. 'balchen', 26701 nucleotides. The record is from the annotation of a GenBank genome assembly. NCBI's taxonomy places the organism in Eukaryota, Metazoa, Chordata, Actinopteri, Salmoniformes, Salmonidae.
UUUGGAAUGAGACAUUAUACCUUCAGCAUGGGAAUAAAAAGCGGAUAGAAUAGAAUAAUCGGAUGGAUGAUUUGGCCAACUAAAUGCUCCUAAACCUACAAGAAGGGGGAUAGAGAGUAAGUAUGGAAUUUGAACCUCUCUAUGUCGCUGUUAUAACGGAAUAUUGGAUGACGUAUUCGGGGACAGGACGCAAGUGGAGUCUAUCAAGUCAGUGACACUUUGCAGGACAGGACUAGAUACAUUGAAGUUUGGUCAUGUUUUGCUGUUUGUCAUCAACUCAAACCACAGUCAGUUGGCCUAAAUGUUCCUAUUUCAAUUGUCCUAUUGAUAUUGAAUUUCUUUCCAUGCUGGGGCGCAUCAACAUGCAUGGCAGGUGUCCGGUUUUAACGCACCUGGGUGUCUGAUAACAUGACGCGUCUUAUCAGUGUUCCUUGACAACCGUUGAUCGGUUUUCGUUAUUCAGGUGCAAGCCGGUCCUUACAACGUUAUUCCUCGGUGCAUAGGCUAUAUCAAUUAGAUAAAUGUCCUGAAACCCACAUAGCCAGGCUACUCUAAAAUAGGUACCAAAAAUGUUUAAGCAGCCUGCCGACACCGUUGGCAGGGAUAUCAUUGGGACCGAUGGCACAUACAAUUUCCCCAUUCCAAUAUUUAUAGGGUUAGUGUUCCCACACGGCCAUAUCUCCAUGUUACAGCGCGUGUUUACGGAAGACGGAGGCGACCACCUGUGCUAAUUAGCGUGCUCCAAACACCUGUGUGUAGGCCUAACGGAAGAAGGCCUCGAGAAACGUGUUAUAACUGAUCAAUACUGUAGGCUACAACUGUGAUAAAGCCGGUUAAAACAGUGUACAGUAAGUGUAUAUUUUGCAUUAGUAAAACUAUUUUGAUAUGAUAGUAAAUGGCUUUAUGUUUCUAGAACCGUAUCACAAUUGAGAAUCCAUUCACAUUUGGCUGUUUUAGGUGCCAGAGCCAGUCUAACGUUACCUAUGAAAAGAACAAGCUCCUUGGACCUUAAGGAGUAACGGUAGGCUCGCCUACACUCCUUAAGAGUACAUUCUUGGGCUAGUAGGUAGGCUACAGGAAAGAAAACAAAACUGACAGUGUGUAGAAAACAAAUCUACUGGCAGCUAAGCCAAACAUUUUUAUAACCAACCCAAGAUAGAUGACAGACUGUCAUUUCCAAUGAGCAAAUUAAUCAUAGUGGGCAGAACAAGCAAGGAGGUGAGCGGAGCCAAGCACGAGCUAGCGAGAUCCUACUGGCGUGUUGUAGCUUGUAUUUGCAUCUUUCCGUUAGGGAAAGCCUAUUCUGUGAAGUGCAGGUGUGCAAUAACUCUGCAAAAUUUAGCCCACUCUGUUCUUAACAAAUUCUAGUUUUGGGAACAGAGAACUGUAUUGAGAUCAAAUGUUUCAUCAAUGAGAAAAUUAGCAGAAUGUUGGUCAAAAUCCCUCUCCCACAGCCCACAUUUGGUGUUGAGUGGAAACGCCAACCUGAUGCUUCAGGCUCAUUGUUCUAUCUGUGGCUAAGCUUUUACUAAAACAAUCUGCUAGAGAAUAGACAACGCUCAGCACAGAGCAAUGUUGUAUACGGUAAGGCUGGGUCAGUGUGGUGAGUGGAUUAUAAACUGCCUGUGUUUUAACAUCAGGCCCCAUCAUGUCCAGCUCGCUCCUAUGGGCAGUGGACGUGUACGGGAAGGUGUACAGCCUAUCCACCACCAGAGGGCGCUGGGAGCGUGACGAGGACACCCUCCUGGAGCUAAAGCGCAUUACCGCUGGACAGAGGUGCAGCUGGGGAAUUGGCUGCGACCACCAUGUUUACCUCAAUAUCGACCCUGGGGAGGUGCCCAUUCGCUAUCGGGAGGAAACCUAUGAGAACCAGGUAUUGUGAUCAUGCCAUCUCACCUCUGCCAACAUUGAUUUAUUUAAAAAUGUCUGUUCGUGCGUGCCUGCAUAUGCACAUGCAUGCUUAGUGUCUGUGUGUUCAAUUGUACCUUACAACACUGUUUGUGUGGUUUCAGAGGUGGAACCCAGUGGAUGGCUUCACUGACGUGCUGCUGCCCACCGACCGCUGGGCCUGGAGUGACCUCACAGGGGUGACCGCCCAGCCACUGCACAGCUUCCAUUUGCCCUCAGACAGCUGGGAGUGGGAGGGGGAUUGGUACGUGGACCAGGUCUGCGCUGGAGGAGACCCUACUGAGACCGGGGUGAGAGACUGGAAGUUGGAACACCAACUAUUGCACAGAAGUCUGGUGUAGCAGGCUUUGAGGUGCUCAAUAAAUCUAUGGAGUGCAUCUCAAAUGGUACCCUAUUCCCUAGUGCACUACUUUUGACCAGAGCCCUAUAGGUCCUGCUCAAAAGUAGUGCACUAUAAAGCCUUGGAGACAUCAAACAAACUGCUGUUGAUCAAGACGAGCCAACUGCUGACCUCUGAACUCUUUCACUUGUCAGCUUAAUUGUGUGUGUUUGUAUGUGUGUGCGUGCAUCUGUGUAUUUAGGGCUGGGAGUAUGCAGUGGACUUUCCUGCUAACUUCUCCAGAGAGAAGAAGUGGAACUCGUGUGUUUGUCGUAGGCGAUGGAUUAGAGACAGGAGAUACAAAGCCAGAGGCUCUUGGACCAAGGUACAGUAUGUAGGCCCACACAUGACUUGAUUUGGUCCUCUUGACGUAAUUGUGAGCAUAUGUCGUCUACCAUGACUCCCCACCUCAUUCGUUUCUGUGUGAGAUCUUUUUCCGAGCCUGGUCUAUUUAUCUUGCCAACUCACGUGUGACAAUUACCAUAUAAUUUGUCUGACUGCACAAACAGAUCUAGGACCAGGCUAGGAGAUCCCCACUGAAGGCUACAUGCACCCCUGUAGGUAUUACAAUACCUCCAGUGAAUAUAUCCUCGUUUUAACAGCUCCUCUCCUGACUGUACCUCCUCCUCAGAUCCCCUUGGACCACCCCAAGCGGCCCCCUCUCCCCCUCAGUGACAUCAGCUGUGGAGGUUGGGAGAUGAGCGACCAACCCGGGCGAUAUCACUUCCUGUGGGGUGUGUCCCAACAAGGACAGGUCAGUAUGGCGGAUCCACCACAGGUUCUUCUGCUAUGAUGUUUCUUGUGUCUUAAUUCACCUGCAUACAAACAGAUUCUUCACACACAAUGACAAUACCUUUCAAAUGUAAUGUUGUUCACCUUCAUGUUUUGUACAAACUCGCACACUCCAGGCCUGCAUAUCUUAAUGAUGACAAUGACAACCUAAACCCAUAAUAACAUAGAGCCUCAAAGUGUUGGCAACUUGGUGCGGUGUAAAAUACAGCACACUAGAGGCCUCCCGGGUGGCGCAGCGGUCUAAGGCUCUGCAUCACAGUGCUUGAGGCGUCAAUACAGACCCAGGUUCGAUCCCAGGCCGCGACCGGGAGACCCAUGAGGCGGCACACAAUUGGCUCAGCGUCGUCCGGGUUAGGGGAGGGUUUGGCCGAACGGGAUGUCCUUGUCAUUGGUGCGGCUGGCUUCCGGGUUAAGCGAGCAGUGUGUCAAGAAGCUGUGCGGCUUGGUAGGGUCUUGUUUCGGGGGAUGCAUGGCACUCGACCUUCGGGAGUUGCAGCGACAAGACUGUAACUACCAAUUGGAUAUCACGAAAAAGGGGUAAUAAAAAACAAUAAUAUGAAUACAGCACACUAGAUCAUUGUGCAGUUCAAACAUUUGGCCACUAGAGAGCAGCAUUACUCCAUCAUUGUUAUUGCGUAGGGGUCUUAGACUGUUCUUCCUCUUUACAUCCAGUCUUGAUCUGCUAUUCCAGGAAUCUCUCAGCAUACCAUCCUCUAUAGGGAUAAUAUGUGAAUAUAUCUUCCAUUUACACCACUAUAAAUAUAAUGGACUGAGGUCAACGUCACUUACUUCAGUGAAUGUGAAACUCUCAAGGCAGCGGUUUUCAAAGUUUGUCAUGUGAGGUGCCUAUAUGUGAAUGCUUUGCAUUCCUACCUUCACUAAAUGUUAUGUUUCAGUCAUCUUUUUAAUUGACUGAUGUGAAGAUCACAUCAAAUUAUAAUGAAAGUCUGCACACACAUUAACUGAACUUAAUUUUCAUUUCAACCAGAAUGUCUUCUAACUCUUGCAACCCUUAAGAGUUGUGAGUUAACGCAAGUCUUGAGUGGUGAUGUGGACACACACACACAAUAGUGUGAUAAUCAAGAACAGUUGCGAGACGGACCAUGGUGGUGUUGCCUCCUCUCUCUCCUCAGGUGUGGUUCAGGAGUGGCAUCCUGCCGCAAGUCCCAGAGGGCCAGUGCUGGGAGGAGGUGGAGGCCCCCCGGGAGGUGGCCCAGAUCUCUGCCGGACCAGGGGACUUGCUCUGGGCUGUACUCUGGGACGGACAGCUACUGGUCCGCACAGGCAUCUGCCUGGACAGUCCUACAGGUAUGGGGUGAUAUUUGGUUCACACAACCAUCUGAUAGUAUACUGAUGAUAUAUUUGGUAAUGUGUAAGGGAUCAUGUAGACAACGACUUGUAUGUGGUACCAGAGUUAGAUGUGAAGCUAGGUUAAUUAUUUUGUCCUAUACGGCAGGUUUAUUCUAAAAACAUUGGUAGUACUACAGAGAUUGGCAAACCAUGCUUCACAAGCUUUUGACUUAGUUACAGAGGACCUUGUUAGGCCAACUUUCUUUUUGUUACGUCUUUGUAUUGAUUUUACACAAACAAUUACCGUACAAAUAGUUUUUCUACUACCCUAUCAGGUUCUUCCUGGGUGGUGGUGGAUUCUCCCCCAGUAAAGGAGGGCGGAGCCAUCCAUGUUGGUGUGGGGGUCAGCGUGGUGUGGGCCAUCACUAAGGACUACAAAGUGAGACUACAUCCACCCCUUCCUGAACUUGUCUCCUGACCAGGAAGGACUCUGGACCCUAGUUGUAGUCUGUAGAGCAGUACAGUAGCCUACCCUACAGAGCAGAUCUAUAGUGAGUGUGUGUGUGUGUGUGUGUCCAGGUGUGGUUUCGGCGGGGGGUGAACUCCCAUAACCCCUGUGGCUCAGGAUGGAUCAGCAUCGGAGGGGAGAUGAUGAUGGUGGAUGUGGGACUCAAUGACCAGGUGAGACAACACCAAGGAUUUACAGUGGAAGUCGGAAGUUUACAUACAGUCGUGGUCAAAAGUUUUGAGAAUGACACAAGUAUUGGUCUUCACAAAGUUUGCUGCUUCAGUGUUAUGAGAUAUUUUUGUCAAAUGUUACUAUGGUAUAAUUACAAGCAUUCCAUAAGUGUCAAAGGCUUUUAUUGACAAUUACAUUAAGUUUAUGCAAAUAGUCAAUAUUUGCAGUGGUGACCCUUCUUUUUCAUGACCUCUGCAAUCUGCCCUGGCAUGCUGUCAAUUAACUUCUGGGCCACAUCCUGACUGAUGGCAGCCCAUUCUUGCAUAAUCAAUGCUUGGAGUUUGUCAGAAUUUGUGGGUUUUUGUUUGUCCACCCGCCUCUUGAGGAUCGACCACAAGUUCUCAAUGGGAUUAAGGUCUGGGGAGUUUCCUGGCCAUGGACCCAAAAUGUCGAUGUUUUAUUCCCGAGCCACUUAGUUAUCACUUUUGCCUUAUGGCAAGGUGCACCAUCAUGGUGGAAAAGGCAUUGGUCGUCACCAAACUGUUCUUGGAUGGUUGGGAGAAGUUGCUCUUGGAGGAUGUGUUGGUACAAUUCUUUAUUCAUGGCUGUGUUCUUAGGCAAAAUUGUGAGUGAUCCCACGCCCUUGGCUGAGAAGCAACCCCACACAUGAAUGGUCUCAGGAUGCUUUACUGUUGGCAUGACACAGGACUGAUGGUAGCGCUCACCUUGUCUUCUCCGGACAAGGUGUUUUCCGGAUGCCCCAAACAAUCGGAAAGGGGAUUCAUCAGAGAAAAUGACUUUACCCCAGUCCUCAGCAGUCCAAUCCCUGUACCCUUUGCAGAAUAUCAGUCUGUCCCUGAUGUUUUUCCUGGAGAGAAGUGGCUUCUUUCCGGCCCUUCUUGACACCAGGUCAUCCUCCAAAAGUCUUUGCCUCACUGUGCGUGCAGAUGCACUCACACCUGCCUGCUGCCAUUCCUGAGCAAGCUCUGUACUGGUGGUGCCCCGAUCCCGCAGCUGAAUCAACUUUAGGAGACGGUCCUGGCGCUUGCUGGACUUUCUUGGAGGCCCUGACGCCUUCUUCACAACAAUUGAACCGCUCUCCUUGAAGUUCUUGAUGAUCCGAUAAAUGGUUGAUUUAGGUGCAAUCUUACUAGCAGCAAUAUCAUUGCCUGUGAAGCCCUUUUUGUGCAAAGCAAUGAUGACGGCACAUGUUUCCUUGCAGGUAACCAUGGUUAACAGAGGAAGAACAAUGAUUUCAAUCACCACCCUCCGUUUAAAGCUUCCAGUCUGUUAUUCUAACUCAAUCAGCAUGACAGAGUGAUCUCCAGCCUUGUCCUUGUCAACACUCUCACCUGUGUUAACGAGAUAAUCACUGACAUGAUGUCAGCUAGUCCUUUUGUGGCAGGGCUGAAAUGCAGUGGAAAUGUUUUUUUGGGAUUAAGUUCAUUUUCAUGGCAAAGAAGGAUUUUGCAAUUAAUUGAAAUUCGUCUGAUCACUCUUCAUGACAUUCUGGAGUAUAUGCAAAUUUCCAUCAUCAAAACUGAGGCAGCAGACUUUGAAAAUUAGUAUUUGUGUCAUUCUCAAAACUUUUGACCACGACUGUACACCUUAGCCAAAUACAUUUAAACUCAGUUUUUCACAAUUCCUGACAUUUAAUCCUAGUAAAAAUGCCCUGUCUUAGGUCAGUUAGGAUCACCACUUUAUUUUAAGAAUAUGAAAUGUCAGAAUAAUAGUAGAGAAUGAUUUAUUUCAGCUUUUAUUUCUUUCAUCACAUUCCCAGUGGGUCAGAAGUUUACAUACACUCAAUUAGUAUUUGGUAGCAUUGCCUUUAAAUUGUUUAACUUGGGUCAAACGUUUCCGGUAGCCUUCCACAAGCUUCCCACAAUAAGUUGGGUGAAUGUUGGCCCAUUCCUCCUGACAGAGCUGGUGUAACUGAGUCAGGUCUGUAGGCCUCCUUGCUCGCACACGCUUUUUCAGUUCUGCCCACACAUUUUCUAUAGGAUUGAGGUCAGGGCUUUGUGAUGGCCACUCCAAUACCUUGACUUUGUUGUCCUUAAGCCAUUUUGCCACAACUUUGGAAGUAUGCUUGGGGUCAUUGUCCAUUUGGAAGACCCAUUUGCGACCAAGCUUUAACUUCCUGACUGAUGUCUUGAGAUGUUGCUUCAAUAUAUCCACAUCAUUUUCCUUCCUCAUGAUGCCAUCUAUUUUGUGAAGUGCACCAGUCCCUCCUGCAGCAAAGCACCCCCACAGCAUGAUGCUGCCACCCCCAUGCUUCACGGUUGGGAUGGUGUUCUUCGGCUUGCAAGCACCCCCCUUUUUCCUCCAAACAUAACGAUAGUCAUACAGUUCUAUUUUUGUUUCAUCAGACCAGAGGACAUUUCUCCAAAAAGUAUGAUCUUUGUCCCCAUGUGCAGUUGCAAACUGUAGUCUGGCUUUUCUAAGGCGGUUUUGCAGCAGUGGCUUCUUCCUUGCUGAGUGGCCUUUCAGGUUAUGUCGAUAUAGGACUUGUUUUACUGUGGAUUUAGAUACUUUUGUACCUGUUUCCUCCAGGAUCUUCACAAGGUCCUUUGCUGUUGUUCUGGGAUUGAUUUGCACUUUUCGCACCAAAGUACGUUCAUCUCUAGGAGACAGAACAUGUCUCCUUCCUGAGCGGUAUGACGGCUGCGGGGUCCCAUGGUGUUUAUACUAUUGUACUAUUGUUUGUACAGGUGAACGUGGUACCUUCAGGCAUUUGGAAAUUGCUCCCAAGGAUGAACCAGACUUGUGGAGGUCUACAAUUUUUUGGGAUGUAGGUAGGCCUUGAAAUACAUCCACAGGUACACCUCCAACUGACUCAAAUGAUGACAAUUAGUCUAUCAGAAGCUUCUAAAGCCAUGACAUAAUUUUCUGGAAUUUUCCAAGCUGUUUAAAGGCACAGUCAACUUAGUGUAUGUAAAUUUCUAACCCACUGGAAUUGUGAUACAGUGAAAUAAUCUGUCUGGAAACAAUUGCUGGAAAAAUUAUUUGUGUCAUGCACAAAGUAGAUGUCCUAACCGACUUGCCAAAACUAUAGUUUGUUAACAAGAAAUUUGUGGAGUGGUUGAAAAAUGAGUUUUAAUGACUCCAACCUAAGUGUAUGUAAACUUCUGACUUCAACUGUAUAUACACUAGAUGACUGAUAUGGGGUGCUGUGUUGAAGCCACCUUGCCUCCAUUUUGACACUCCCCCACCAUUGUAAACAUAUAUUUUGGAAGGUAUAGAAAUGCAUUUAUUAAUGUUUACAUUUGUUUUUGCCACCUUAUUCUAUUAAAGACACCUUAAUGCAUACUUUAAAAAAUAUAUAUUAUGCAAGCUAAAAAUAUAUAAAAACAUUUCCCCUUAAAGUAACAUUUUUUGAGAUUACUAAUGUUACUUACAAAAAAUACUUUAAAUACUUGUAAUUUUGUCCUUGAAACCUUUAAUUGAACUGUAGAAUUCCAUUCAUUCCUAUGAAGCACUGCUCCUACUGGGGAGUGCCAAUAUGGCCGACCGGUGGCUUCAAAUCCUCUCAAUGGCCAAUACAUAGGAUCUGCAAUCCAGGGUUUAUAUACAUCAUUUGACAACACACAUCAGGACACUUUUUUUCCCGGAUAUAUUUACAUAGGUAGAUUUGUAAUGAUCAGUAUCUUGUCGUUGUCAUAUUUUCUAAGACUUGAUGGUUCUCCUCUCUUAAUGGAGAGUGCUGGUUAGAACCUUAGAAGAGAUGUGUGUGUUUGGCGGGUGGCUCUCAUCCUCUGUGACAACCAAGUUCUGAUUACAUGGCCAUUCUCUCAUGUCUGUUUGACGAUUUAAGCUUAAUUAGAUCCUGCACACAUACCAUUCAACCCCCAGUCUGCCCCUUCACCUCCUCCCCCCCCCCCCCCCCUCUUCCCUAGCCCAGGUUCUGGCAUUCCCAGUCUUGACCGAUUCACAUUUCCCUGGUGGUGUAUUUCUGUACAGGGCUGGGGCUGGGCUGGAGUUGAAGUCAGGGUGGAGGUUGAAGGGGCUGCUGGCUCUGUUUCCCUCUGCUGAGUCUAAGAGAGGAGUUGCUAGUACUGCCAACUCUCCCCUCUGCCCUCCUCUCUCUCCUCCUGUCUCCCUUCUCUCUCCUCUCCUCCUACCCCCUCCUCUCCUACCCCCUCCUCUCCUGUCUCCACCCGCUCCUCUCCUGUCUCCCCUCUCCUCUCAUUUCCAGCCUCCCCUCUCCUCCUCCUGUCUCUCUCUUGUCUCCCCUCUCCUAGGCUUGGGUGGUAUCCAGAUUGUCAUACCUUCAUACUGACCUUGUGUCAUAUCGGGUCGCUAUUCACAAACCCCAGUGAACCUUUGUAAUCCAAAGGUUAGCAAUGCUAAUAAGUACAUGUAAAAUCCCAUAGAGAAUGCUAACGAGCGCAUUGCAAAAAAUUGUAUAGUCUCUGACCUAAAGUAUUUGCAGGACAGACAUCCCAGCUCAAAGUUAUACAAGUAACAAAAAAAUGCUACUCACAGUUUGUUGUACGCACAUAACAAAUAUUAGACAGCAAGGCUCUUGAUCCAGGAGGGGAUUCUCUGCUGUUACCAAGCUAAGCUUGAUUUUGGAAGAAGCUAACCACUUAGCUAGAUAGCUAACUACUAAAUUAGAAAACCAAAUGUACAACAGCAGAGCAUUUAGCACAGUGGUCACCAACCAGUAGAUCGCGAUCGACUGGUCGAUCUCCAAGGCAUUCCUAGUCGAUCACCAAACAUUUCUGUAAAAAAGCCAACGAUAAAGCCUUGUGUUCCUAUUUUUUUUAUUUGUUUCACGCUGUUGGCGGAAGGUGCACUUCAUUCAGCAACCCUAGCUCCGGGAAGGCAAAGUGUUCCCAUUUUGAACCAUUUCAUGUGUCUGAAGGUAGAACUCUGCCUACCCGGCAGGCCCAGAGGGCAAAUCAAGUGCACUUAUUGGCCCACCGCUGGCCAAUCAGAUAUCUCAGAUCACUGUGUCUGCACAGUUUUCUUCGCGCCAUAGACUGUAAAAAGAAGCCUCGAACGCACAGCAAAGUUGCUACAGUGAGAUUUCAAAAACGUUUAAAACGAUGACUAGAGAGAGACUCAACGAAUACAGCAAAGAGCUGCUGUUUUCAUGAGUAAGUUCAUGUUUAAGUUGUUACUCAGCACUGUCAACACUUUGCUCAUUUUAUGGCUUAUAAAAGUGUUGAGCAUUCUCCCUACUUCCACUCACGCUACAACCAGCACUGCAACUGCAAUGAAUGAGUAUAGCAAAGUGUUCCGAUAAGCUUGCGUUGUUAUUAUUAGCGGCCUGUGUUUUUUUAAUAUCAAUUAAUAUUUCACUUUCUCUGGUCAUAAGAGUAACAACAAAUUGGUGCAUGAGGCAGAAAUAAUGCAAUGCGACUUAAGUUUCGCCAUCAGCUGGAAGACUGUGUCCCCUUUUCUCAGCGGAGUGAGGGAGAGCGGAGGCACCGUGAGUCGGGUGAGAGGCAGCCUCACCGCUGCUCCAUCCUCUCAGACUGACCGUCAGAUGCAGGCCAGUAAAAAAAGAUAAUUUCAAAAUGGUCUGAGAAGAACAACAUUGGCAGGACAAGUCAAGCAUAAGCAGUGAUAAUGUAUUGAGCCUAUAGCCUACUGCACAAACCUCAUUGCUACAGAACUGUUUAUAAUUGGUUAAUGUUGCAUAGGCUUAUGUUUUUAAGUCAUGUUUUAAAAAUAAAAUCUGAGCAGUACAUCUCUGCUUGCAUUUUGACUCAGUGACCUUAACUCAGAAAAGGUUGGUGACCACUGAUUUAGCACAUUUUAGACGGUUAACUUAAUAGUUAUAAGAUAUCUAGCUGGCAAACAUUUAGUUGUAAAUUCCAUACAUACUGUAACUAGAUCACCUGGUUCGUGCUGCACAAUAGUGAAUAACUCACAAGGCUCCGGUCUCUGGUCGUUGUGCUUGUAAACAAACAACACAUGACUGGGAACUACCAGUAAGCUUCAUAAUGAAACAUUCUGUGACAUUAUGUGAAAUGAAAAAUGCGAUCUUCUUUAGCUCCUAACGUAUUGCACCAUUUGACUGCAAAUACCCCGGUAUAUACGGUAUACCGCCCAAGCCUACCCUCUCCUCUUAUGUCUCCCUUCUCCUACUCCCUCCUCUCCUGUCUCCCUUCUCCCUUCUCCUACUCCCUCCUCUCCUGUCUCUCUCUUGCCUCCCCUCUCCUCCCCCUCCUCUUCUUCCUCCCCUGUCUCCCCUCCCCUCCUCUCCUGUCUCUCUCCUGUCUCCCCUCCCAUCCUGUCUCUCUCCUGUCUCUCUCCUGUCUCCCCUCCCCUCCUCUCCUGUCUCUCUCCUCCCCCCUCUCUCUGAAACAGGAGCCUGUCUCUCCGCUACACUAACCACUAGUCACUGUCAGCAGCGGCCCCAGCCCAGCCUUAUAUAUCCUUGGCCUAUAUUCUGAGUGCCAUAUGGGACACUCGCUAAUUUGAGUAGGGCAAUACAUCAUAGCCCAUAUUUCAGUCAUGUCCCAGAGUUAUGGAUGCCACUUGUAUUAGAUGACACUAGGGUUAAAUGGCCUUUUAAAGUAGCACUUGACAGCAGCCAUUCGGGUCGGUCUAUAUUGGUUUUUACUGUAUCCAUAUUGUAUUUUGACUCUAUCAUAUUGUAUUUUUACUGGUGCCGUAUUAUAUUUUUACUGUAGCCGUAUUGUCACUGUAGCCAUAUUGUAUUUUUACUGUAUCGUGUUUAUCUGUUCUCUGGCAUAUGUCCAACCUGACGUUCAGACCCCUAGAGUGUAUUGACGCAUCGUUGCGUCAAUCGAAGUAAAACAAUUUUUAAAAAUCCCCCAUCAAAAUCUGUCAGUUUAAGCAAGAGAUAUUUGCAUGUGCUGUGUCUCAAUCCACCGCAUCCUGUCGCCCUUCCGCAUUUGUGGUGGAAAGUGGCAGAGCUACAGCGCUGUUUGUCAGACCAGGAGACAUCCUGUAAAUCUGUCUUCUCAAGAAAAUGUCUGUAGCAUCCGAACGGUUUGGCCUAUAAACUAAUAUCACCACUCUAUAGAAAUGGGAGACUCUCACGAACACGAUGGUGUCACGGGUCUCGUCUAAAGGUAACCCAUACAAAUGAAUGGAAGUAUGGAGGUAGUUUUGUGCCAACAAAAAUAAAAAAAUUAAGAAUUUAUAUAUAGUCCAGCCACAGUGGGGGGUGUGAUGUUUAGGAUAACACUUUAUGUUUAUGAAUAAGCCAUUAUAAAUGUUCAUAAAUGCUUCAUUAAUUAAGGUGUGGGGAGUUGGAGAGGACCGUGGGCUGUACUUCAGGAAGGGUGUCACCCCAUCGGAGCCCAGUGGGAGGGGCUGGAUACCUGUUUCUGCCAAAUGGGGUCAUAGCAAAGAGAUGGUCCAACCCAGGUCAGUUACAUGUGGAGUACACAGAGAGAAUACUCAAUUUCCAGUGUUUUUGCAUUGUAUUAGAUAGUUGUAUAGUGUAUUGAUUGCAUGUAUUUUGUAUGGUGACAUCACAAAAUGUAUUUCCAUGUAAAUGGGCAUAUCGUAUUGUAAAUACCUGGACACUCCUUCAAUUUCAUAAACAGACAUGCAUUUCAAUGCAAUAUACAAUGGUGGUGGUUAGACCAGCUAGAUGGUCCAUAUUGGGUGGACCAGAAUGUUUGGGUGGUGAUUAGGUGUCUAUGUGAUAUGUUUAGUAAGUGGUCAGAUUCUCAUCCAACCAACAUUCAGUGUGUAUAUCAGGGAUCAUCAACUGAAUUUUUAUAUUUUUAAUAUUUAAUAAUUUUUUUGAGCGGAUGGUCGGGGGGCUGGAACAUAAUUACAAAUCAUUUGUAGACGGCAAAUUGACCGCAAGAAGCUCAAACCGAUAUAAUGUUUGACUAAAGCAUAAUAAUUUCAAACCUUGCUUACAUUUCUAUAUGAUCACGUUUCUCUCUAUUAUGCGAGGGAAUACUUAGGAACCGAUUUCUUCAAUUAAAAUCCCUUGGAGUUGAUUUCCUGGUAUUUUGUCUCUGUCAAACAAAAAAUUAAAUAAUAAUAAUAUUUAUUCUCAGAACUUGGGGAGCCAAAUAAAACCACCCGCAGGCCGCCAGUUGGGGAACGCUGGUGUAUAUGUUCCUAGGACUACAUUUAGGCUUAACAAUUACUGUAUAGAAGAUAGAGAUGCAGUUUUAUUUUGAUAGUUGUCUGUCAUGUUACCAACUGAUUUACUGAACUCUUUGGCUGUCACAAACAUACUGUAUGUGUGUCUUUAAGUGGCAUAUUUAUACACAUAAUAUGAGUGUCCUUAUGUAGUUUUUCCUCUGCUUUGUCUCGGUUGUCCAGUGCUGGCUAUGAGUUCGGGGGACAGGUGACCAAGGCUUCCCAGGGCUCUGUUCUGACCUGCGAGGACUCAGGGGACACAGAGCCCCUCCUCACCGCCACCCCAGGGCCACGGGACACCCCCAAACCCUUCAUCCCCACCAGCGAAAGCUUUAUCUCCAGCCUGGUGGCUGACCGCGAGCCCCUGAGAACCCCCACACCCACACCCAAAAAGCCACCCCAGGGGAAGGACGGCGAGGUCACCCCAGCCCCCAUGUGCAAUGUGGACCUGGAGGCAGCUCAGAGCCCCCAGGGAGAGGCAUCUUCUCUAGGCAGGGCAGGGGAUGUGGGACCCUCCACCUCGGUGGCCACCUACCCCCUGGGUCUGGAGCCCUCUCUGGGUUUGGGGGAGGAGGACGGGCCAGUAUGGGCCUGGAUCUCUGGCGGAGGCUGCGAUGUGGACCAUACAGCUCAGAUGAGCUGGCUCAGCCCUGCAGGUACGGAGGAACACUCACCAGCCUCACCAUUUUCAGACUACUACCUAAGGCAUGUAGUGCACAGAGUCUCACUGCUGAUAGGUACUUAUCACAGUGGGAGGCCGUUCCUUCUCUUGCUAGAACAAAAGCUGUACCUGCUGCAUGCUGACCUGGUAGUGACGAACCUACCAAUUCUACCUGUAGAAUCGCAAUGCUCGUCAGUGGCCAACAACUUGGCUUUGAGCCAAUCAGAGAGCACGAACCCCCACGUGGGGGAGCCAACAACAAAAAAAUUAAAAAAUAAGGCAUUUUCUCUGUACAUCCAUGGAUGAGCCGCUAGCUGACUAGUGGUGGCUAUUCAGCGUGAUAAAUGUCUAAAACCGGCAAUGUUUUGUAGGAGCUUGUUUCUUCAUCAUCUUGCUAGGUAGUUAUCUAGCUGUGGCCUUAUCUAGCUGUGGCCAUCUGGCUAGUAUCAUCGAGGGCGUUCUACAAAAUAGCAACAUUAGGGCAGAUGGCUUGGAAUGUAGACCAUAAACAAUACACACAGAUAUGCAUUGCCAAACAAUGCUACUGCCACCCCCUGGUUAGGAGUAUUUUAACAAGGCUGAGUGGCUGGCGACUUCCAAGGUCUGCUGUGUGAACACUAAAAGAGUUUGACUGCCGACACUGUUCAGAGGCAAACGUUUAACAAUGCUACCGGUGUGUCUGAGCUUUAACUUUACUGAACUAAUUAAACAGGCUAUUUCUAGUACCUGGAGUUUUUCCUGGUGGGGUCACACGGUUAGGGAAAAAUCAUUGUCCUGAUAUCUCUAUCAAACUCUUUUAUAAUUUGUAUAUGCUGUCUGUUAUCUAACUGUGUGUGCACCAGACCCAUGCUCCACUGCCCUGUCCAUCGCCCCUGUUGAACCAGAAGCCUCCACGGCUAGGAAGGCAGAGAACACCUCCACCAGCAAGGAGCCAGUGGAGAGGAGCGCGGUAAGAUUAACACACACAAUACAAGCUAGUUUCACUUUCUCAGGUUUAGUCUUGUGACAGACUCUUAAUAGUUUAACGUCACUGAUUAUUUUUAUGAAUCAUGAUUUUGCUGAGGGGGUGCUAGAAGUAGGGAUCGUGAUUUUAAAUGGAGAGUUGUCUAAUAGACACUGUGUACGGGUCAGUCUGUGUGGGUGAGGAAGGGCAGCAUGCGCUGGUGGAGGGACUGGAAGCCCUAUCGCUGGGUGGAUGUGGGCGUGGCCCUGGAGCAAUCCACCAACGGCAACGGCAAGAGGGAUGCCAUCUUCUUCAUCUACUUCACCCAGUAUGAUGAGAAGAAGGUGAGGGAGACUCAAUCACACUCAAAUUCCUUAAACUUCCAUCCUUCCUUCCUUCCUUCCUUUCUUCCUUGAAGUAAUCACUGAUUAGAAAUCAUUUACCUGUCCAAUCAGGAAUUUGAACGGGCCAAUGUCUUUCUCACGUACAGAAUCGAAUGAGUAGACACCUACUACUCAUAAUGUACCGCUAUGCUACUGUACUGCUUUGAAUUGUUCAAUCAUCUACAUUUCUAGAUUGGUUGUCACAUCUCCCUCUCGCCCUCUGUUUCUCUAUCUUUCUCAGUACCUCCAUGUGUUUAUAAGUGACGUGACGGUGCUGGUUCCUGUGCUCAGGGAAAACUCCCAUCAUGCCUUUGCGGUGUACACGUCAGAUAGUACGAAACAAAGAUGGCCGCUGGUCCUGGCUGCACAAACCGAGAAGGACAUGGCUGACUGGGUAGGUCUGGGUUGGCCUCCAUUCAGAUAGAAACAGCAUAUCUAAUGUUUUGAAUAGAGAAUGGAUAGAUAUUGUAAUGCCCAUUUUUGGGGGGGACCUACAUUUUAAAAAUCCAAAUUCGGCACAGGUUACAACAGCCCUCAAGUUAACUUCCCAAUUAAAGUAGCCUUGCCAGAGAUAAGAGUUUAGGGAUUUGUCCCAAAUGGCACCCUAUGUGCCCUGGUCAGAAGUAUUGCACUACAGUUGAAGUCGGAAGUUUACAUACACUUAGGUUGGAGUCAUUAAAACUCAUUUUUCAACCACUCCACACAUUUCUUGUUAACAAACUACUUUGUGCAUGACACAAGUAAUUUUUCCAACAAUUGUUUCCAGACAGAUUAUUUCACUUAUAAUUCACUGUAUCACAAUUCCAGUGGGUUAGAAGUUUACAUACACUAAGUUGACUGUGACUUUAAACAGCUUGGAAAAUUCCAGAAAAUGAUGUCAUGGCUUUAGAAGCUUCUGAUAGACUAAUUGUUAUCAUUUGAGUCAGUUGGAGGUGUACCUGUGGGUGUAUUUCAAGGCCUACCUUCAAACUCAGUGCCUCUUUGCUUGACAUCAUGGGAAAAUCAAAAGAAACCAGCCAAGACCUCAAAAAAAUAAUUGUAGACCUCCACAAGUCUGGUCUAUCCUUGGGAGCAAUUUCCAAAUGCCUGAAGGUACCACGUUCAUCUGUACAAACAAUAGUACGCAAGUAUAAACACCAUGGGACCACGCAGCCGUCAUACCGCUCAGGAAGGAGACGCGUUCUGUCUCCUAGAGAUGAACGUACUUUGGUGCGAAAAGUGUAAAUAAAUCCCAGAACAACAGCAAAGGACCUUGUGAAGAUGCUGGAGGAAACAGGUACAAAAGUGUCUAUAUCCACAGACACGAGUCCUAUAUCGACAUAACCUGAAAGGCCGCUCAGCAAGGAAGAAGCCACUGCUCCAAAACCGCCAUAGAAAAGCCAGACUACAGUUUGCAACUGAACAUGGGGACAAAGAUCGUUUCUUUUGGAGAAAUAUCCUGUGGUCUGAUUAAACAAAAAUAGAACUGUUUGGCCAUAAUGACCAUCGUUAUGUUUUGGAGGAAAAAGGGGUGCUUGCAAACCGAAGAACACAUUUACAUUUACAUUUUAGUCAUUUAGCAGACGCUCUUAUCCAGAGCGACUUACAGUUAGUGCAUACAUUAUUUUAUCGAACCCACAACCCUGGCGUUGCAAACGCCAUGCUCUACCAACUGAGCUACAUCCCCUGCCGGCCAAAUCCCUCCCCUACCCUGGACGACGCUGGGCCAAUUGUGCGCGCCGCCCCACCAUCCCAACCGUGAAGCACGGGGGUGGCAGCAUCAUGCUGUGGGGGUGCUUUGCUGCAGGAGGGACUGGUGCACUUCACAAAAUAGAUGGCAUCAUGGGGAAGGAAAAUGAUGUGGAUAUAUUGAAGCAACAUCUCAAGACAUCAGUCAGGAAGUUAAUGCUUGGUCGCAAAUGGGUCUUCCAAAUGGACAAUGACCCCAAGCAUACUUCCAAAGUUGUGGCAAAAUGGCUUAAGGACAACAAAGUCAAGGUAUUGGAGUGGCCAUCACAAAGCCCUGACCUCAAUCCUAUAGAACAUUUGUGGGCAGAACUGAAAAAGCGUGUGCGAGCAAGGAGGCCUACAAACCUGACUCGGUUACACCAGCUCUGUCAGGAGGAAUGGGCCAAAAUUCACCCAACUUAUUGUGGGAAGCUUGUGGAAGGCCACCCGAAACGUUUGACCCAAGUUAAACAAUUUAAAGGCAAUGCUACCAAAUACUAAUUGAGUGUAUGUAAACUUCUGACCCACUGGGAAUGUGAUUAAAAAAUAAAAGCUGAAAUAAAUCAUUCUCUACUAUUAUUCUGACAUUUCACAUUCUUAAAAUAAGGUGGUGAUCCUAACUGAACUAAGACAGGGAAUUUAUACUAGGAUUAAAUGUCAGGAAUUGUGACAAACUGAGUUUAAAUGUAUUUGGCUAAGGUGUAUGUAAACUUCCGACUUCAACUGUACAUAGGGAAUAGGGUGCCAUGUGGGGCGCUGCCACAGUACUUAUCAUAAGAGAGGAUACCAGAUACUCUCUAGAAAGUUUAUAUGUUUCAAUGUUGUCCAAUUGCUGUGUAAAGCCUUCAUACCUAAAACCACUGAGUAAAUGUAGUCCAGUAUUAUUACUGUUAUCCAUCCGGACUGUACCAUUGGCCAUAUCGCUGAAGGGGUGUCUGUGUUUCCUAUGCAGCUGUCCCUGUUGGCUGGGUGCUGCUGUGAGGCCAGAGGGAUCAGCGGAACCCCCUCCCGACAAGCCCUGUGGUCAGUCACCUCCAAGGGGGACGUGAUGGUACAUGAGCCCUCUCCCUUUCUGGAGGCCCCGGCACACACCUUGCCCUGUGACAUGAUGUGAGCUUUACCUUUACCAACAUACCACACAUUGAGCUUGACCUUUUACCAACAUACCACACAUUGAGCAUUACCAACAUACCACAUAUUGAGCUUGACCUUUUACCAACAUAACACACAUUGAGCUUUACCAACAUACCACACAUUGAGCUUUACGUUUACCAACAUACCACACAUUGAGCUUUACCAACAUAUCAUACAUUGAGCUUUACCAACAUACCACACAUUGAGCUUUACCUUUACCAACAUACAGUGGGGGAAAAAAGUAUUUAGUCAGCCACCAAUUGUGCAAGUUCUCCCACUUAAAAAGAUGAGAGAGGCCUGUAAUUUUCAUCAUAGGUACACGUCAACUAUGACAGACAAAAUGAGAAAAAAAAUCCAGAAAAUCACAUUGUAGGAUUUUUUAUGAAUUUAUUUGCUAAUUAUGGUGGAAAAUAAGUCACCAUUUCUCAAUACUUUGUUAUAUACCCUUUGUUGGCAAUGACACAGGUCAAACGUUUUCUGUAAGUCUUCACAAGGUUUUCACACACUGUUGCUGUUAUUUUGGCCCAUUCCUCCAUGCAGAUCUCCUCUAGAGCAGUGAUGUUUUGGGGCUGUCGCUGGGCAACACGGACUUUCAACUCCCUCCAAAGAUUUUCUAUGGGGUUGAGAUCUGGAGACUGGCUAGGCCACUCCAGGACCUUGAAAUGCUUCUUACGAAGCCACUCCUUCGUUGCCCGGGCGGUGUGUUUGGGAUCAUUGUCAUGCUGAAAGACCCAGCCACGUUUCAUCUUCAAUGCCCUUGCUGAUGGAAGGAGGUUUUCACUCAAAAUCUCACGAUACAUGGCCCCAUUCAUUCUUUCCUUUACACGGAUCAGUCGUCCUGGUCCCUUUGCAGAAAAACAGCCCCAAAGCAUGAUGUUUCCACCCCCAUGCUUCACAGUAGGUAUGGUGUUCUUUGGAUGCAUCUCAGCAUUCUUUAUCCUCCAAACACGACGAGUUGAGUUUUUACCAAAAAGUUCUAUUUUGGUUUCAUCUGACCAUAUGACAUUCUCCCAAUCCUCUUCUGGAUCAUCCAAAUGCACUCUAGCAAACUUCAGACGGGCCUGGACAUGUACUGGCUUAAGCAGGGGGACACGUCUGGCACUGCAGGAUUUGAGUCCCUGGUGGCGUAGUGUGUUACUGAUGGUAGGCUUUGUUACUUUUGUCCCAGCUCUCUGCAGGUCAUUCACUAGGUCCCCCCGUGUGGUUCUGGGAUUUUUGCUCACCGUUCUUGUGAUCAUUUUGACCCCACGGGGUGAGAUCUUGCGUGGAGCCCCAGAUCGAGGGAGAUUAUCAGUGGUCUUGUAUGUCUUCCAUUUCCUAAUAAUUGCUCCCACAGUUGAUUUCUUCAAACCAAGCUGCUUACCUAUUGCAGAUUCAGUCUUCCCAGCCUGGUGCAGGUCUACAAUUUUGUUUCUGGUGUCCUUUGACAGCUCUUUGGUCUUGGCCAUAGUGGAGUUUGGAGUGUGACUGUUUGAGGUUGUGGACAGGUGUCUUUUAUACUGAUAACAAGUUCAAACAGGUGCCAUUAAUACAGGUAACGAGUGGAGGACAGAGGAGCCUCUUAAAGAAGAAGUUACAGGUCUGUGAGAGCCAGAAAUCUUGCUUGUUUGUAGGUGACCAAAUACUUAUUUUCCACCAUAAUUUGCAAAUAAAUUCAUAAAAAAUCCUACAAUGUGAUUUUCUGGAGAAAAAAAAUCUCAAUUUGUCUGUCAUAGUUGACGUGUACCUAUGAUGAAAAUUACAGGCCUCUCAUCUUUUUAAGUGGGAGAACUUGCACAAUUGGUGGCUGACUAAGUACUUUUUUUUCCCCACUGUAUCACACAUUGAGCUUUACCUUUACCAACAUAUCACAUAUUGAGCUUUACCAUUACCAACAUACCACACAUUGAGCUUUACCAACAUACCACACAUUGAGCUUUACCAACAUACCACACAUUGAGCUUUACCAACAUACCACACAUUGAGCUUUACCAACAUACCACACAUUGAGCUUUACCAGCAUACCAUACAUUGAGCUUUAGCUUUACCAACAUACCACACAUUGAGCUUUACCAACAUACCAUACAUUGAGCUUUAGCUUUACCAACAUACCACACAUUGAGCUUCAUCAACAUACCACACAUUGAGCUUUACCAGCAUACCAUACAUUGAGCUUUAGCUUUACCAACAUACCACACAUUGAGCUUUACCUUUACCAACAUACCACACAUUGAGCUUUACCAACAUACCACACAUUGAGCUUUACCAACAUACCAUACAUUGAGCUUUAGCUUUACCAGCAUACCACACAUUGAGCUUUACCUUUACCAACAUACCAUACAUUGAGCUUUACCUUUACCAACAUACCACACAUUGAGCUUUGCCAACAUACCACACAUUGAGCUUUACCAACAUACCACACAUUGAGCUUUGCCAGCAUACCAUACAUUGACCUUUAGCUUUACCAACAUACCAUACAUUGAGCUUUACCUUUACCAACAUACCACACAUUGAGCUUUACCAACAUACCACACAUUGAGCUUUACCUUUACCAACAUAUCACACAUUGAGCUUUACCUUUACCAACAUACCACACAUUGAGCUUUACCUUUACCAACAUAUCAUACAUUGAGCUUUACCCUUACCAACAUACCACACAUUGAGCUUUACCUUUACCAACAUAUCAUACAUUGAGCUUUACCUUUACCAACAUAUCAUACAUUGAGCUUUAGCUUUACCAACAUACCACACAUUGAGCUUUACCUUUACCAACAUACCACACAUUGAGCUUUACCAACAUACCACACAUUGAGCUUUACCUUUACCAACAUACCACACAUUGAGCUUUCCCAACAUAUCACGCACUGUUAUUACACACUGUAGCAUGUUCCUUCACUGCCUUGAAGCCAACCAACCAUGUACCCUUGUUCUUUUCUCUGUUCUUGCACUCAUAUAGCUAACAUGCUAACACUUGGGAUGUCCACUGUUGUUUGGCUAACAUAACUCAGCUGACUUCAAUCUAUUAGCUACUACUAACCUGCUAAAACAAUGAUCGUCUUAUCUCUGGUAAUCUUAAGCAUAGUGCUAACGUCUGUCUUACUGUUGGCAAUUGGUGCUAGUGCCUCUCUGCUUCUUUUGCUGGAUGCUAACCACAGGUGGUUGGUGGCACCUUAAUUGAGGAUGACGGCCUCAUACUAAUGGCUGGAACGGAAUAAGUGGAAUGUUAUCAAGCACAUGGUUUCCAUGUGUUUAACACCACUACAUUCCAGACAUUAUUAUAAACCGUCCUCCCCUCGCCAGCCUCCUGUGAUGCUAACGCUGUCUGGGCGCUAACCACUAGAUCCGCUAACCGCUAGCUGUACUGUCUGGUCCUGGUGCAGGUUUUGGCUGCAGGUCCCGGGCCACCUGCGCUGUGUAGAGUCUAACAGUCUGAGUGUGGUGUGGGGGAUCGGGUGUGACGGCACCGCCUGGGUCUACUCUGGCUCGGGCAGCGCUGCUGGGGAAGAGCCCCCUCAGGGUAAUAAAUGACCCCACAACUCAGUCUUCCAGGCCACCACAGUCCUGGGUUGUGUUCAUUAGGCACAAAACAGACAAAAAUGGACUACCUGGACUUGUCCAAUAAGAAACACUCAUUUUCAUUUUCCAUUGCAAAAAAAACAUUUUGCCCUAAUGAACACACCUGUGAUGGUUUUCAAUCAUUUCUUCCAUGUAGCUGAUUAAGUCAUUGAUUGACCUUAAUUAAAGAUGAAAACCAGCAAGCACUGUGACUGCGGUUCUUGAGGACUCAAGUUGUUCACACCUGCCUUACACCGUGCCUUUACUAGUCCACCCUGUAAGCUUCUUUAAUCUUUUUACACUUUAAGCUUCUUUAACUUCAACCUAGGUUGAAGGUAAAGGAGGUUACGACAAGUUUUGAUUCCAUGUGGAAGCUUUUAGAAAAUAAACAGAUUCAUGGGACCAGUGCCGUUGCUAACUAGCAUAGCUGGUCCCAUUGUUGCAAAGAGUUAUGGGAUAUUAGAAUCCUCUUGUUUUGACCUUUUGUCAUUUUCAACCUAGCCUUCAACCUGCUUAUACAGUCAAUAUGGUUAAAGGAAUAGUUCACCCAAAUUACAAAGUGUUGUAGCCAAGUAUAAAGUAACAAUUCAAAGUACUGUAUUAGUGAACCUUCCAGCUAGAGAACUAGAAAAGUGAAUGGCCUUAUUACUUAUUAAUAACUUACUGCUUGGCUAACUGGGUGGGUGAUUGCCUGAGCAAUUCCCUAAUAUAGUGCAAUACUUUUGACCAGGGCUUUGGUCAAAAGUAGUGCACUAUAAAGGGAAGAGGGUGCCAUUUGGGAUGCAACCAUAGACUUUGCAUGGCCCUGCUACACCAUCAGACUUAUUAUAGCAGAGUUGUGACUUUUCUCUGUUUGUAGGAGACACGGGUAGCCUGCACACACAGACAGAUGUAAGGACUGUGUACAUCUAUGAGAACCAGCGAUGGAACCCCAUGACCGGAUACACAGACAAGUACUACAUCUCUCUCACGCGACUGUGUGUGUGCAUUGCAAUAAUAUGUUCUAGACACUUCCGACAGCUCCCCUAUAGGUCAGUGUGUGUAAUAUCCACUUUGCCACCCUUCCAGGCUUCUCCCCACAGACCGGUUCCCGUGGAGUGAUGACAACGGCUUUACAGAGUGCACCAAGUCCACCACCCACCCACCCUCGCCUCAGUGGAGCUGGGUAGGUAGACCUAGUCCCUAAACCUCCUACACCCUAAAACCUCUUAGUCCAAUGUUCAAUUUUUUUCUAACUGUAUCUUGAGUUGUUAAUGUUGUACUUGUACUCCCCCUCCCCUCAACAUGAAACAUGCCUCUGUUAUGCCAGGUGACAGAGUGGGCAGUCGACUUCGCUUUCUCAGGAGGGACAGACAAAGAAGGAUGGCAGUAUGCAGCAGACUUCCCUGUGUAAGAAAUACAAAUGUCCAUUCAUGUUUUAUCAACCCUAUAUCAUGGCUUACACUUAUCUUAGAAGAAGUCUUGUGUUGAUUGACUGUGUUCUGUGUCUCCGUCAUGUAGGACGUUUCAUGGCAACAAGAGCCUGAAGGACUUUGUCAGACGUAGGCGCUGGUUCAGGUAUAGUCUCUUUCACUCACUCACACUCAAACAUUUCAGUAGGAAGAGUAUGAUGAUAAUGUUUCUCGUUUCCACACAGGAAGUGUAAAAUCACCCUGACUGCCCCGUGGCAGGAAGUCCCGCCCAUCCCCCUGAGUGACAUCACAGUGUUGCCGUGCCUGGCUCAGAGCAGUAUGGAGCAGGUCCCAGUCUGGGGCCUCAGUGACAAGGGGGACGUCCUGUGUCGCCUGGGGGUCACCCCCCAAAACCCUGCGGUGAGGAACACCCCCAAACCCUACAACCUGGGACUUUAACCAAAGACACUCAUUACUACCAUCACAGAAUAACAUCCUCUUUGAUUAAACUAUGAUCAAACAACAUGCUCACUCCAAUGUUAUUCUUCUAUAUAACAGAGUUCAGCACCCCCUUUUCGUCAGACUUUUUUUACAAUCAAUUCUGACCAAACCUCAGUAUCCAGCUUUCUUCCGUUCCCAAGUGAAUAUGUUACGAGUCUAGGACGUACACAUUGGCAUUAAUAUGGAGUUGGUCCCCCUUUGCUGCUAUAACAGCCUCCACUCUUCUGGGAAGGCUUUCCACUAGAUGUUGAAACAUUGCUGCGGGGACUUGCUUCCAUUCAGCCACAAGAGCAUUAGUGAGGUCGGCACUGAUUUUGGGUGGUUAGGCCUGGCUCGCAGUCGGCGUUCCAAUUCAUCCCAAAGGUGUUCGAUGGGGUUGAGGUCAGGGCUCUGUACAGGCCAGUCACGUUCUUCCACACCAAUCUCGACAAACCAUUUCUGUAUGGAACUCGCUUUGUGCAUGGGGGCAUUGUCAUGCUGAAACAGGAAAGGGCCUUCCCCAAACUGUUGCCACAAAGUUGGAAGCACAUAAUUGUCUAGCAUUUAAUUGUAUGCUGUAGCGUUAAGAUUUCCCUUCACUGGAACUAAGGGGCCUAGCCCGAACCAUGAAAAACAGCCCAGACCAUUAUUUCUCCUCCACCAAACUUUACAGUUGGCACUAUGCAUUUGGGCAGGUUCUCCUGGCAUCCGCCAAACCCAGAUUCGUCCAUCAGACUGCCAGAUGGUAAAGCGGGAUUUAUCACUCCAGAGAACGUGUUUCCACUGCUCCAGAGUCCAAUGGCUGCGAGCUUUAUACCACUCCAGCCGACGCUUGGCAUUGCGCAUGGUGAUCUUAGGCUUGUGUGUGGUUGCUCGGCCAUGGAAACCCAUUUCAUGAAGCUCCAGGUGAACUGUUCUUGUGCUGAGGUUGCUUCCAGAGGCAGUUUGGAACUCGGUAGAGGGUGUUGCAACAGACGAUUUGUACGCGCUUCAGCACUCGGGGGUCCCGUUCUGUGAGCUUGUGUGGCCUACCACUUCACGGCUGAGCCAUUGUUGCUCAUAGAUGUUUCCACUUCACAAUAACAGCAUUUACAGUUGACCGGGGCAGCUCUAGCAGGGCAGAAAUUUGACGAACUGACUUGUUGGAAAGGUGGCAUCCUAUGACGGUGCCACGUUGAAAGUCACUGAGCUCUUCAGUACGGGCCAUUCUACUGUCUGUUUGUCUAUGGAGAUUGGAUGGCUGUGUGAUUUUAUACACCUGUUGCAACAGGUGUGGCUGAAAUAGCUGAAUCCACUAAUUUAAAGGGAUGUCCACAUACUUUUAGCCAUGUAGUGUAUGACAAUGAAAAAAUUAAUAAUUCUGACCGUAAUACAUUAAAAAAAAAAUAUAUAUAUACAUAGCUAAUACCGUAAGUAUGUAAUAUGUUGUAUUACAUUCUAUGGUGCUGUGCUGUUGAUUGUUCAUGCCAUCUCUGACUAUACCACCUCAGGGUUCCUCGUGGCUCCACGUGGGUACUGACCAGCCCUUCAAGUCCAUCUCCAUCGGGGGUGGUCACCAGGUGUGGGCCAUCGCCAGGGACAGAGCCGUGUUCUACAGGGGCUCAGUGUCCGCCAGCAACCCUGCAGGUGAGACCCAACCCUGGGGAGGAACCAAACAAACAUCUGGGUCCUUCUGAGAUGCUGGAUAUAUAUGGAUGGCCUACAGUGCUCUAUGACUGAAAUACACAACUACUAAUACAUUUCUUUUUGAAAGAACAUAAUGGCCCGUUUCCUAGACACAGAUCACUGUAAGACUAGUACUGAACUAAAAAUAACCCUCAUUGGAGAUUUUCAAUUGAAAGCACGUUUUAGUCCAGGACUAGGCUUAAUCUGUGUAUUUCCUGGCCCAUACUGAACCUUAGUCAACUUGUUUUUUUUGUUCUUUGUCAUCAUCCUGCAGGAGAGUGUUGGUACCACAUCCCCUCCCCGCCCAGACAGAGCCUCAGACAGCUGUCUGUAGGGAGAACCUCUGUCUACGCUGUGGACGAAAACAGUGAGUACCCACUACUAUCCACAACCUGUGGGUCAGCUCUUUCGAUGCUUGCUUUGCAGGAGAGCUCUCUGAUAAGUCAAUGAAGGAAUGUAUUUAAUUGACAGGGACAGUGCACAUUAAUCAACAUUUGUCCACAUCAAUGUAAAUGUGCCGGGGUAAGGAAAACACUCAUUUCCAUCUGCACUUUCAGACGUAGUCCCUAGAUGGAUGAAUCGACAAGCAAGAUCAAUGUUUCCUAACUAAUGGAAUAGUUAGGAAAGUCUCUCCUGACUGCUGUUCUCCCCUGCUGUGUGUGUAGGUAACCUGUGGUACAGACAGGGCCUGACUCCCAGCUACCCCCAGGGCUCAGCCUGGGAGCUCAUCUCCAACAACGUGACUAAAGUCUCAGUAGGACCUCUAGACCAGGUUAGUACAACGCUCCCAUAAAGUGAAAUCAUUCUUAUAUUUAAAAAGUGCUGUUUUUUUUCAAGCUCAUUUUACAGUGGUGAGUAAGUUAUUAGUGACUUGUUUUCUACUUCCAACACCUGGUCAUGUGGUGUUGUUUUGUCCAGGUGUGGGUGAUAGCAGACUGGGUCCCAGGCUGCCCCAGUGAGCUGUCUGUCCAUGGAGCUGUCUGUCACAGGCUGGGGGUGGGACCCAUGCAGCCCAAGGGCCAAUCCUGGGACUACGGCAUCGGGGUGAGUCAUUACCAACUGGGUGUUGAUGUCCGCUCCAAAGACAUUGGCCGUGUCCAAAAUGUCACCCUAUUCAAAUCCCUACUUUUGACCAGAGGCCUAUGGGCCCUGGUCACAAAUGGUGCACUACAAAGGGAAUAAGGUGCCAUUUGGGAUGCAGACAUUGUACAGUAUCUGAAAUACCUCUGUUGUUGUGAAGAUGGUUAUGGAAGAGAUGUCAUGUUAAUGUAAGGAUCUCUGUCUUUCAGGGAGGAUGGGAACACAUCAGUGUGAGAGGGAACUCCACAGAGGUUCUGCGUGCCCCCCACCCUGCCACCCCGGCCCUUACUGGCACCACCCCCCGUAGCCCACUCCCUGCCAGGCCGGCCCUUACUGACACCACCCCCCAUAGCCCACUCCCUGCCAGGCCGGCCCUUACUGACACCACCCCCCGUAGCCCACUCCCUGCCAGGCCGGCCCUUACUGACACCACCCCCCAUAGCCCACUCCCUGCCAGGCCGGCCCUUACUGACACCACCCCCUGUAGCCCACUCCCUGCCAGGCCGGCCCUUACUGACACCACCCCCCAUAGCCCACUCCCUGCCAGGAUACCUUUGUCACAGGAGAACGGGAACGCUGUGGGUCUGUAG